Molecule: messenger RNA, 10411 nt
Organism: Colius striatus (speckled mousebird)
Lineage: Eukaryota; Metazoa; Chordata; Aves; Coliiformes; Coliidae
Gene: TACC2
Product: transforming acidic coiled-coil containing protein 2
Exons: 24
Coding region: 1-10263 (3420 amino acids)
Biological process (GO): cell population proliferation; cerebral cortex development; mitotic spindle organization
Cellular component (GO): cytoplasm
Source: RefSeq, a predicted model, not a curated record
AUGCGCAGGAGCCCGCCGCCCGGGCAGCCCAGCCCGGUCCGCGAGAGGAGCGGAGAUAUCGCUUCCGGUCCCAAUGGCAGCCCGAGAGGGUCAAACCCUCGCAGGGGGCGGGGAGAGGGCAGAGGGGCGGAGCCAGGUCUAGGGCGCCGCGACCGGUGUGGUAGCGCGCGCUGCUGCCGCUGCUGCCUCAGCCGCCUCGUGAGGUCGCUGCAGUGGCGGGAGACGGAGCUGUCGUUGCGCGAGCCGGCGGAGUCACUCCCUCAGCGCGGGGACGCUCCUUCAGCGCGGGAUCACUCACCCUCAGCGCAGGGCCACUCACUACCUCAGCGCGGGGUCGCUCCCUCAGCGCGGGAUCACUCACCCUCAGCGCAGGGCCACUCACUACCUCAGCGCGGGGUCGCUCCCUCAGCGCGGGAUCACUCACCCUCAGCGCGGGGUCGCUCCUUCAGCUCGGGAUCACUCACCCUCAGCGCAGGGCCAGUCACUACCUCAGCGCGGGAUCGCUCCCUCAGCGCGGUAUCACUCACCCUCAGCGCAGGGCCAGUCACUACCUCAGCGCGGGGUCGCUCCCUCAGCGCAGGGCCAGUCACUACCUCAGCGCGGGAUCGCUCCCUCAGCGCGGGAUCACUCACCCUCAGCGUGGGGUCGCUCCUUCAGCGCGGGAUCACUCACCCUCAGCGUGGGGUCGCUCCUUCAGCGCGGGAUCACUCACCCUCAGCGCAGGGCCACUCACUACCUCAGCGCAGGGUCGCUCCUUCAGCUCAGGAUCACUCACCCUUUGCGCGGGGCCACUCACUACCUCAGCGCGGGGUCGCUCCCUCAGCGCGGGAUCACUCACCCUCAGCGUGGGGUCGCUCCUUCAGCGCGGGAUCACUCACCCUCAGCACGGGGCUACUCACUACCUCAGCGCAGGGUCGCUCCUUCAGCACGCGCUCUUUCUUUAAUUGCUGUGUGAUACUGGACGCCAACAGCAAAAUGGGCAAUGAGAACAGUAGUGCAGAAAAUCAGAACUCUCCAGAAGAUUCAGAAUUAGGCCAACCUCCUGGUAAUGGGCACAGUUUAAAAAGGAGCCCUCAGGAAAGCAGCAUAGAAAAGUCGGGAGGUCAGGACAUCUCGGAUCUUCCUGCUGCUGCUGAGCUGCCUGAGAGCAUAUUCCCAUCAAUUCCUGGGCCUACAAGCAUCAGUAAUGAAGGCAACAGUAGCUACAGUGCUGAAGAUUUAUCCAAUCCAAAUUCAAGCAUGGUGUCUUCAGAGGUGACAGGAGAGAACACUGUCUUGCGAGAGCAAGGAGGACAGAUGGACUCGAAUUUCUCAAAGCAGGCUGCAGAAGCAAGAGAGGGAAGUCUGCCUGUCUCAAAGCCUCCUGCAGACUGUGCCAAGGAACAUGCCACAGCAGAUCUUACAAGCAGCAAUGACAGGUUACUGACAUCAAAUUGCAACGAAGCAGUGCCAUCACCGGGUGCAGUGAAGGACAAAGAGGAGGCAAUAGCACAUGCUGAAUCUGUAGACAAAGGCCCCAAACACGACAAUAUUGCUGCCACUUCUCUGAAAAACAGUGAGAAUGAUCCCAGAAACCCAAGUCUGGAGUCCAGCCCUCCUGCAGCAGUUACAGAAACGCAAGGAGUCACACAAGUGAGUUGGAGUGAAUUGGGAUCGCUCUGGCAGAGUGAACAGCUGGGUGGCAUGAGGGAACCACAUGUCAGCCCGUUUCCCCAGGGUAAAGAUGCAGGAGAUUAUGUUACUGCUCAGGAGGCCAAGCAGGAGCGAGGAGUUUGGGAACUAGGUCAGCCACAGCAAGGUAGACAGAACACAGAUGGUGGAGAGGGUCUGCUAAUGAAAAAGGAAACCUUAAUCCUAAAUUAUCCAGCAAUGGGAGGCUCAGACAGUGAAAAAUUUGGAGCACUUGUGAACGCCGAGGGCUUCACUGAGACCAGCAAAUUCUGUAAUCUACAGAUGGGGGCUGUGACAACAGCUAAAGGGGAUGAGGCAACUCCAGUUCUAUCUGAAAGCAAAGGAGAGCCAUCAGAAGCCUGUACUUUAAUGACAGAGUUGCCUUCUCACCCUCCAAAUCUCUUUCUGGUAUCAAAGCCUGAAGAGCCUUCGAGGGAAUAUGUGCCUGGAAAUGACUCUCAAGAUCCAGCAAAGAGUGAAGCAGUGAAAACAGACUCUGAAAAAAUAGAACCCAUUUUUCAAAGAGAGCUUCAAAAGGAGGAUGAGCUUGUUAGUGCUGAGCAUUUCAGUGUGUCUUUAUCAUUUCAGAGAGAGGAAGUACAAAAAUCAGCUGUCACAACCAAAAGCCCAAAAGAUGAAGCCAGUAGCAAUGAAAUUAUAAAAGCUGAUGAUGUGUCUAGAGAAAGCACUGCACUUUCUGAAACUGAAAGCAUUAUCAGUCCCACCAAGGAAAAUUCCCUGGUAGAUAAAAGACUAUUACUGGAAGAAUGUGCAUUAAAUGUUUCUCUGAGCAGAUCCACAGAGCUAAAUCAAAAAGAAACUGAAGUGGGUGUGACAGGAGAAAAAAACAAACUCAGAACAGAGGAGGCCCAAGGGACAGAAACCAGUGAAUCACCUGAGGGAUCAAGUGGGGCAGAAGGACAAAUGUUGAGCUCUGUCAGUGGCCACCACCAGGACAAAGAUACCCACUUGGGACACAUUCCCAAAGAAUUCAGUCCAUGUGAAAAGACUUCAACAGGUGACCUAAGGGAAGGAGCUGGGAGAAAGCCUCUGAAUUUAGACAGUAGCUCAGAUUCAGGUUGUAAACCUGAACAACAAAUGAGUAAAGAGAAAACAGCUGUUUCAGAUGACCUGGAGAAUAAGCUUGUGGCUUCACUGCAGUUUCCAGGAGAGGGAUGCUCACUGAGUUUUGAUUGCUUUAACACUGAAGCAGAAGACAAAACUUUGGGGCAGCCAGGCUGUAACAGGACUGAAAAGGUUUGUUUAGGCAGUGCACACAGUUCACUGCCUCUCCACCCUGAGAACAAUAAUAUUAAGCAGAGUAAGCAGGAUGAAUCCUGGGAAAAGGCUUUUGCUGCAGAAAUUCUGUUAGAAUCUGAAUGCAAAGCUGAGAGUCAAGGAAGGCCUGAGAGCUACAGCAAGUCAGAAGAAAGUUCAAAGCUGUCCAAAGCAAAAUGUGAGCUCCAGGGCUUAAGUGAGUUGGCAAGGACUAUGGAUCUCAUGGCCAUACAGGCUGAGGAGGCCUCACAGGUUUCAGAAACCAAAGAACAGAUUGCUCACAUCACCAAAGUGCCUAACAGUGAUCCAGACCAAAGACCUGCAGCUACCCAGAGCAGUGACAUGGAUGGGAAAGAAAACGAGAGUAUUCAACAGCAGAAGCACCAAAACACGGUAAAAAGUCUUGCAGAGGACACAGAUGUGGCACCAAAAAGUGAAUGCAGCUCAGAUGUACUCACACGAGCCCAGCUGGAGCAAGAGGCUGCAGAAAGUCACAGAAAUACGCAGAUGGCUUGCUCAGAAACCUCUCAAGCUGUGGUCAGUACUUCAGGACUCACUCCUCAGCAAGUUCAGGUGGAGGAAGGGAGGGACAGCCCUGUCAGCGAACACAGCUGCCGCCCUGAGUGUGACACGUGCAGCUCUGCGGAGGCCCUGGAGUGCAGCAUCAGAGAAUUGCAAGAAAAUGCAGAUGUUCCAACGGCUCUUCCCCAAGCAGAACACGUGGAGAAGUCUGUGUCUGGUGCUGAUGGGAGUGACUGGAUUUCAAAUACGAGACUUGAACAACAGAAGCAGCAAAGCAGUCUGACAGCUGCCACACGAGCGGAUCAUCAGGAGCACAAAGAAACAGCUCUACAACCUGAGCGGCCGUUGGACCUAAACAAUCAUAGCAGCAUGCCAGAAAUACUUCUAAACAUUUCCACUGACCUUAAUAAAGACUCUUCUGUGCAAGGUACAGCCCUGAUCCAGUGUGACUCUGACAUAGCAAAAGAAAAGGACAAGGAUGAAAGCAGUGCUGUGGUGUCAGAGGAUAGGUGCAGCAGCGACCACGGGGAAAGUGUUUCUGGUGUGACUGUGCUUAAUUUGCAAGACUGCAACGAGCAAAACAAAACUGAUCUCAAGGGAGAAGGAAACUGCCUCAAUAAGCAAAACUCAGACAAGCUCAAGCAGGAUAAUAAUUCUUUGAUCUCAGCUAGUCAUCAUGAAGCAGCAUGUCACAGCGAUACGUUCUCUAAAGAAUCUAACAAGAAUGAAGAGCCAGGCAGCAUAUGCAGGAUAAAGGAUAAUACUGGUAAAAGCCCUGCUGCUGCUGCUAUAAACACGCUUCCACGGACACAGAAUUCAGCAAGUGCCAUUAACAUAUCACAGGCUUUGCCAAGGGAUGCAGAAAUAGCACAUACUUCUGAUAAUCCGGAGAAAAAUGAUCCCCAAAUAUCUCAUCCAGAAACUCAAAUGAAGGUGCCCUUAAUGGCACAAAAAGUGGAAAAGACUAAAGAUCUGGCUGCUGAUGGGGAAGUCAUCCAGAAAGAUGGAAACAUGCAGAUAAGUUGUGAGGACAAUGCCUCUGUAGCAGAAACAAGAAACGUGGAAAGUGGUACAAGUCCAGGGACACGAGAAUCUCCUUCACCACCACAGGCACACGGGGAAGUAAUUCCCACUGAUAAGACAUAUCAAUCCAGGUGCAUUCAAGGGACACCAGAGGAAGGUGGUUAUUGCCAAGCAGACUUUGCAGCCCUCUCUACAGUGACCUCUGCACUCAGCCAUCCUAACCAGCAACCUAGCAGCAACAGGAACAAUGGUACCAAGGGGGAGUUACUAAAUAAUGAACUGGAAGUUGUAGCAUGCCAAAACAACUUAGAAAGUAACUGUAAUUUGCAGAUUGCUGCAGGUUCUCAGGUGUCUGUGCACUUAGGUCAUUCACCUGGGGUGAGCACAGGUAAAUCAGCAAAUUCAGAAAAUAGCUCUGCAGGGAAUGUGAGUGUGAAUGAAAAAGAGGUUCCAGACCAGAGUUUUCAGGGUGAUGGAGACAGAAGUUUAUCUCUGCCAGAGAGUAUAAAUGUGGGACAGAGUACUGGAAACUUAUCACAGUUCAACUCUGAAAAGCUGAAGAAAGAGAUAUCUGCAAUUAAACCCAAAGAAACAAAAGGCGAAGUGAACUUCAAAGAACAGCAAAGUGACAGUUCAGCAGAGUCUCUGUUAGCUCUCCCUACUCCAGAAGGGAAGCUGCUGAGCCUUUCAUCUGUUGGUAAACAAGAAGGCUGUAACGAGGAAAUUGCAACCAAUAUCUGUGUAGAUGACAAGGAUGGGAAGAUCUUAGAGAAAGCUGGGAAUGCAGAAAAAGUGAAAGUGCAUUCAAAAGAAGAUAACAACAUAACCAGGGCAGAGACUGGUAUUUCUGAGCAGUCUGCAGAGCUCUCCGGAAGGGAGCAUGAGGCUCUGACUUGCAGCUCUCUGGACAUUGGCUCCAGUCUCCCAGACUUCAGGGAACAUAUCAGCCAGAUAUUUAAAAAAACUGUCCACAGCACACUGAGUGCUGAACUACCCCAACUUCUGUCUGAAAACCAUGCAGGCUUCAAGCAGAACCCAGUGGCCAAGGAUACAGCAGAACCGUGCAGUGCUGAGAACUUUUCAGAAUCAAGCAAGGCAGGAAAAGAAGCUCCCAAGGGCACAUCAGAAGCAGAGGGAGAAGACUUGUCUUUAGUUACUGAGACUUCCCACAAAGCUGCCAAGUGCAAAUCUCUGCAACAAGAAAAUACAGCAGCAGAGCUGCCACCAGCGAGCCUCCAGGACACUGAGAGGAACAGGCAUCCUGGUAGCUGUUUGGAAGUGGUCCCUAGCUUGGAUGGCUCUGCACCUGCUGAAUGUGCUCUGGGAAUUCUGCAAGAGCCAGACAAAACCACUGAGCAUCCCGAGAGCAGUGAGAUGGAAAGAGCAGAAGGUGUGUGUGCUGGUGGCAUUGAUCCUGAAUCGCUAAUAAGCUUAGAGAUAAAGAAGCAAGGUCUGUCUUCAUCUGAUGGGGCAGCAGCUGAGAACUUCCCUGCAUAUUCCAACAGUAAGCAGCAGCCCAGGGUAGCUGUUGUCUCUCCGGGCGAUGCACAGAAGAGGGACUUAGAAGAUGCUGCUGCCACAGAGGGAAAUAACUUAAUUACAGAGUAUAAUGCAGAACCAGUUUUGUCUGAAGAGAAUGUGAGUCUUCCUACUGAGCAGUGCCUGGAUCCUGAGCCAAAUGAACAGAAGAAAAGUGAGUAUGGUGAUCCAGACAUUGCCAGGAGCACCUCUGACAUGGCAGCUUCAACACUUGUCCCGGGAGGAUCUUACAAUCAUGAAAAAUUGCCAGACAAUUUCAAUGUGUCACCUGGGGAAGAUCAGGAGACAUGCAUUUGCAGCGAUUUUAUAUGCGAUAUUAAGUGCCAGAUGAUACAGGAUGAUCCAGUAAGUAGGAAAUGCUUGGAAGCACUGGAAAACUCACAAGAUGCACAGCAGGAAAAGAAAGCAACCGUGCAUGGGUUAAUAGAUUACUUGAAAACUGAAGUAAGCCAGGAUGAUUGCUUGCAAACUGACUCGAAACUAGAAUCUAGCAAUUUGACUGAAGGAGAUGUCAAAGAGAACAGUGACAUGGUGUUAAAUACAGCAAAGGCAGGUAACCAAAAACCUGGAGAUAUCCCUGAAACAGGUACUUCAAGGAUGUUAGUCACCGGUGAAGAUGACUUAGCUAUAAACACGAGCACUGAAGAGCAGGAGACAGACCCGUACAGAAAUCACUCUCCAGCGGUUGCUGUGAUGGAGCAGGGUGAGCAUCCUGCGUGUGCAGAUCGCACUGAUGCUGAAAAUCAGCCGAGCGGGAUGAAUUCAGAACAUGAAAGCUCACUUCAGGAUGCCAAAAGAAAGCUAUCACUGCUUGCAUUUACUGAGCCUAAGAACUGCGACCUCAGUGAACCUCGGGACAUGGCUGUGGCAGGAUUACUUGCUGAAAGCCCUCCUGGGCCAGGUGAUGAUACACAGUUGGCUUUUCCCCUUGAUCCUUCUGAGCAGCCCAUAGGUGUUUCUGCAGCGUAUGGGAAUGUUGCCUCCGUGGAUGCUGCUGAGCUGACUGCAGUGAGCACUUCCAAGCCUGAGAGCUGCAAAGAAGUUGAUAACCUCGUUUCUGAGGAUGUACCUUUGGCUGUGACCUCUGGUGAUGGUGUGCAACUGUCUGUUCAAACUGAAGGCUUCACAGAGGAAAAAAAGAGGAGCUCUGACUCUGAAGAAGCCUUUGAGACCCCGGAGUCCACUACACCAGUAAAGGCACCACCUUCACCUCCACAGCCACCCCCCGACGCGGCGGCAGCAGCAGCAGUUGUAACAGACAUAGCAGAACAAGAAAUAAAACCCCAGCUGCCCUUGGAAGACACAGGAUUAUGUUCAGAAGCUGUACCCGUAGCUGAUGCGUCCCACGGUGAAUCAGCUGAAGAAAGCCCUUUCCGUCCCCCUUCCCAUUCUUUUUCCACUGUCUUCGAUGAGGACAAGCCAAUAGCCAGCAGUGGGACUUACAACUUGGACUUUGAUAACAUUGAGUUGGUUGAUUCUCUCCAUGCCUUAGGACCGAGCUCCCCAGAUUCAAAGAAUCGUGACCCCAAAGUGAAUGUUCGAAGAAAAUCCACUGAUUCAGUGCCAGUUUCCAAAUCUACUUUGUCUCGCUCUCUCAGCUUGCAAGCCAGUGAUUUCGAUGGAGCAUCUUACCUUGGCAACAGUGAGACGUUAGCACCGGCAGCAGAUGUGUACGCUACUGGUUCAAGCAGUGCUUCCAGUACACUUAAGAGAACAAAGAAAUCCAGACCAGCUUCUUUAAAAAAGAAGCAGUCAGCAAAAAAGUCUCUGGAUCCUCCACCAGUGAAGGAGACACCACAAGAACCACCUGAGCUUGGCCAAGCAGCUUGUGCCCCAGGUGAGGAUAAAACCGUGUCUGAAGCAAAGGCUGACUCGGUAAAGCCUGAAUGUACUGAAUCUUCUACAGUCUCUGCUGAGAAACAGGAGGCCCCACCUGUGCCUGAAGGAUCCUGCCCUUUGGAUCCAGACAGCUUUGAAGGAAUUAGUGCAUUUAGCACUGGAGGUGGCAAAGUUCAAAACUCCCCCCCUGCCAAUAAGAAAACACUGCCUCUUACACCGGCCCCCGAGGCUGUGGACGUGACUCCGCCUGACACUGGGGGACAGGAAGAUCCUCCAGUCAAAGGCACUGCCGUGAGGCUGGAGUUUGAUUAUUCUGAAGAAAAAGGAGUGAGUGAAGACCAGCAGGAGAGCACUCCUCCUCCUAAAAAAGCAGGUAAAAAGCCUGGUGCUAAAAUGCCACUCCGGAGGCCAAAGACUAAAAAGUCGGUGGAAAAGCUUGACAACGCUCCAACCACACCGACCAAGUCACCCACGGAUCCAAAUGAAAUCCCUAUCACAAAAGGCUCUUACACUUUUGAUAUCGACAAGUGGGAUGAUCCCAAUUUUAACCCCUUCUCAUCUAAUACAAAAAUGCAAGACUCACCCAAACUGCCCCAACAGACAUAUAGUUUUGAGCCAGACACGUGCGAGGAUUCUAUUGACCCUUUCAAGUCGUCUUCUAAGAUAGCCAGCUCACCCUCUAAAUCUCCAGCUUCCUUUGAGAUACCAGCCAGUGCCAACGAAACAAAUGGAACUGAAGGAGACAACUUGAAUAAACCUGCAAAAAAGAAGAAAACGCCGCUGAAAACGAUGGUAGAAGAUGUGAUGUCUGUAUGUUCUCUGUUUGAUACAUUUAGGGUGAAAAAAUCACCAAAAAGAUCCCCACUGUCUGAUCCUCCUUCUCAGGAUCCCACUCCACUGCCUACUCCAGAAACACCUCCCGUCAUAUCCACGGUGGUUCAUGCGACAGACGAGGAGAAACUGGCCUCUUCAGUGACCAGUCAGAAAUGGACCUGCAUGACUGUGGACCUGGACACGGAUAAGCAGGAUUACCCACAGCCAUCUGACCUGUCCACGUUUGUGAAUGAGACCAAGUUCAACUCUCCCACAGAGGAAUUGGAAUAUGGCAACUCAUAUGAAAUAGAAUAUAUGGAGAAAAUAGGCUCCUCUGUGCCUGAUGAUAGCACCCCGAAGAAACAAUCUUUAUACCUAAUGUUUGAUGCACAGCAGGAGAGCCCAGUCAAAUCACCUCCCAUCAGGCUGUCUGAUUCCACAACACCGUGCUCAGGGUCAAGUUUUGAAGACCCUGAAGCCCAGCAAUCCUCUGGAAUGAAAAUACAGCAUCCAGCUUCCCGAGUUCUGGCUUCCAGCCAAGAGACACACUUACAGUCACCUGACAAGUCAAAGCAGAAAGACUUAGAGCCCAUGACCCUAGGAACAACUCCAGAGGCUAUUGAAAUAACAUCUCCUGAAGACUCCUUUGUCUCUGCUGAUGCUCUUCUCAAUAGGAUAUCUAAGAAAACCUCAAUAUGUGAUCAACCUGAAUAUCUAGAUCCUGACUUAGCAGAAAAGAACCCCCCAGUAUUUGCUCAGAAACUCCAGGAGGAGUUAGAGUUUGCUGCAAUGAGGAUAGAAGCACUGAAGUUAGCCAGGCAGAUUACCUUGUCUUCUUUCCGCUCCAAGAGAGAACCUGCUAUCCCAGCAGAUGUUUCCAUCUCUAAAAGUGCACUGUACUCGCGGAUCGGCGCCUCGGAUGCAGAGAGCACCGCGGCUCUUCUCUACCCCCAGCAAGAUGUAGACUCUGCCCUGCGACUCGCCAGAGCAGAGAUUGUGGCCAAGGAAAGAGAAGUAUCUGAGUGGAAAGAGAAAUAUGAAGAAAGCAGAAGGGAAGUGAUGGAGAUGAGGAAAAUAGUUUCCGAAUACGAGAAGACGAUUGCUCAGAUGAUAGGCAAGCCUGAGGAUGAACAGAGAGAGAAAUCUGUCUCCCAUCACACUGUCCAGCAGCUGAUAGUGGAGAAGGAACAAGCUUUGGCAGAUCUGAACUCAGUGGAGAAAUCACUGGCAGAUCUUUUCAGGAGAUAUGAAAAAAUGAAGGAAGUGUUGGAGGGGUUUCGGAAGAAUGAAGAAGUGUUAAAGAAAUGUGCACAGGAGUAUUUAUCACGAGUAAAGAAGGAAGAGCAGAGGUACCAAGCACUCAAAAUCCAUGCUGAGGAAAAACUGGACAGAGCCAAUGCUGAAAUUGCACAAGUGAGAGGCAAGGCUCAGCAAGAGCAAGCAGCGUAUCAGGCCAGCCUUCGUAAAGAGCAGCUGAAAGUGGAUGCCUUGGAAAGAACACUGGAACAAAAGAAUAAAGAGAUAGAAGAAUUAACAAAGAUUUGUGACGAACUGAUUGCCAAAAUGGGGAAAAGCUAACUUUUAACCAAACCUCUGGACUUCCAUAGCGAGUGCAAUAUGACCACUGGCACACUGAUGUCCAUACCUUUAUGUGGACAGGUUCUAUUUUCACUUUUUUCGUAUGCACUACUGUAUUUUCUUUCUAAAUAAAGUUGAUUUAACUGUA